AUGGAUCACUUCAUUCGCUCAACACUGCGCCGCUCAACUCCCGGUGGCGCCUUUCGUCUCGCCCUCGACGGCGUCGGCCUCUUCUGCGCCUGCACCCUAAUCUGGGAGCAUCUGAUCACCGUGCAGCUCAGCGAAGGCCCCUCAAUGUACCCCACGUUCAGUCCCCGGGGUGACUAUCUGCUUAUUUCACGGUGGCACAAGCAUGGACGCGGGAUUGAGGUAGGCGAUGUGGUGCGGUUCUACCAUCCGUCGUUUUUGGGCGUCAAUGGAGCUAAGAGGGUGCUUGGGAUGCCGGGGGACUUUGUCAGUAAGGACCCGGCGUUUAGUACGGAUGUUGGGGUGGAUAGGGAGAUGAUUCAGGUCCCCGAAGGUCAUGUAUAUCUCGCUGGUGAUAAUCUCCCCUGGUCGAGAGAUUCGAGAAAUUAUGGCCCCGUUCCGUUAGGUCUUGUGAAUGGAAAGAUUAUUGCGCGUGUCUGGCCUUUGUCAAAGAUGCAAUGGGUGCAGAAUCCAAUGCAACCAACUGAACUAUCUGACGAGUGA
Messenger RNA from Aspergillus ruber CBS 135680, 540 nucleotides. Its product is annotated as putative mitochondrial inner membrane protease subunit 1. Gene Ontology annotation, cellular component: mitochondrial inner membrane peptidase complex; membrane. Gene Ontology annotation, molecular function: serine-type endopeptidase activity. Lineage: Eukaryota; Fungi; Ascomycota; Eurotiomycetes; Eurotiales; Aspergillaceae. Bases 1 to 540 code for a protein of 179 amino acids. The transcript is spliced from 2 exons. The record is from RefSeq and is a predicted model, not a curated record.